Rhipicephalus sanguineus (brown dog tick) is the source of this 665-nucleotide messenger RNA. RefSeq lists its product as uncharacterized. Lineage: Eukaryota; Metazoa; Arthropoda; Arachnida; Ixodida; Ixodidae. Gene Ontology annotation, molecular function: S-adenosylmethionine-dependent methyltransferase activity. The transcript has 3 exons. The record is from RefSeq and is a predicted model, not a curated record. Bases 15 to 644 code for a protein of 209 amino acids.
ACAAGUCCGCUGCGAUGCUGAAGCUCGCAGCCGAAAAAUACCCACACCCGAAGAUCGAUUAUCUCCCGCUCGACAUUGUGCAAGACGUGGAGAAGUUUGCGCGCGAACAAGGGCAGUUCCAACGGGUUUACUCAUUCCUCACGUUGCACUGGAUCCGGGACCAGGGUGUUUCCUUGAGCAACAUCGAGAGGCUCAUGGCACCUGGGGGAGAGUGCGUCCUGCUCUUCAAGCGAAGUGUGCAUUUCUUCGACCUCUUUGAAGCGAUCAGGAAUUCGCCGCGAUGGUCGAAGUACAGCCAGGUUCUCGAAGAUAUGAUGCCGGUUACUGCUACGCUGAAUGACGUUGCAUCUCUGAGAGAGUACGCAAGAAAUCUUGUCGAGUCUACUCGUCUCACGACACUAGCAUGUGAAGUUUUCGUUUCUCCGACGACGCUGCGAUGGACGCGGGAAAAGUUGACCGAAUCGCUUCUUUCAUUCAACCCAGUAUACCCCCUGCUAGACGAAAAAGAGAAGAAAGAUUUCAAGAACUUCAUCGCAGAUUUUGCCAAGACCUUCUCAGUCGACACUUUUAAUGAAGACCCGAUAAACCGCACAUACCUUUUCAUUCACGCCUGUAAGUUGGAUGGCUGCACAAAAGCUGCAUGAAAGCUGCACAACAGGUAUUUU